UGGUUGUCCAUAACAAACCGGGGUAACGUGCUCGGAAACACCGGAGCAAUCCAUUUUAUAAACACAGUACUUUCAGUAAUUUACGUGCGAUUUCCGUUGGGAUGGAUUCAGAAAAUGUAAAAUUUACACUUAAAUCCCACCCGCCGAUCGGGUUUGAAUCUUCUAGGAGCGAACAAUCGGCAAAAAUUUCACUCAAAAAAGAUACCGGUACAGAUCCGUGCCCAUUUCCAACCUUGGCCAAUGCUGCUACGGAACCGAAGGAACGGAAAGAAACCGCUACUCAGACCAUUAGUGCACCUAGAAGCAAGAAGUUUGCCACCUACGAUGACUCCAAGCUGGUCUCGUUCAUACGCAGAGUACAGCCCAUCGUAGAGGAAGAGUUGUCCUACGGAAUGACUCCAAUAUUUGACUGUAAUGAUAAUUUGUACGAAUCCACCGAGCGUUACCGGGUGUGUCGUCACCAGGAACUAACCCUUCGACCACUGCUUCCCGACCAUAUGGGCGAUAAGCAGGAGCCGAAUGUUUUCCGAGUCGGUGCUGCAGCAUGGCUUUCCAUAUUGACGCGUGAUGCGCCGCUGCUGGUAGUGGCCUGUAGUCCCAUCCACGAUGCGUGGUGUGACCAUUUCACCUCGACCGUUACCGUUUUCAGUCCCAAGCGAGAUCGGUACGGUGGAUCCGUACAGUGGGUAGAGUUGAGUAGCAAUCCGGUGAAGGCAUGCAUAGAAUCACUCGAAACGAACCCAUUCAAUCGGGACAUGUUUGCCGGUGGAACUGUGUCCGGGGACGUCUACAUCUGGCACUACGAGAUGAAUCUGAAGCAGGAACGAAACUCGUUCGCCGAGCUCCAUUCGGAAACGACCGACUGCGGGAAGGUGGUCGAUAUGGCCUGGACCCGCUACAACGUAAUGUCCAAAUCGGACUACGCGCUGCUCACGGCACACAGCGAAGGUGCGGUCAUCCUUUGGCGUGUUGGCAAAUCGAUCGUAAAGGAUAAAGUUUUCAAGCUUACCGUUCCGUCGGCGGGAAACGGGAAAGCGCUCAUUUUGACACAAAUAUUGGCCACAUCGAAUACUGAGUUUGUGGCCGGAUGUGACGAUGGUUCGCUGUUGCUCUGUUCGACCACUCAAUUGAUUCCGCUUGGGGUUGCAACCACGACCGAGCGAGCAAUCACGUCGGUGGUCAACGCUUCGUCCUCCACAGCGACCGGUGCCGGUAAGGUGAACUUCUUUUCGCCGGGCACGAUCGAGCUGAAGAGUCAUGCGUUUAGUGUAACAAGUCUGCAGAAGAUUGAAAACCGCCGGCAGGAGCUGCUCGUUAGUUGCGAUCUGACGGGAGAGGUGUUGUUCCACGAUAUCACUGAUAGUAUCAAUUCUACACCGACCCUCAUCAUCAAAAUGCCGCUUCCCUUCAAAACACGCAUCGUUUGUACGAGCGAUACGGAGUACAUCUUUUCCCCGUCUGGGAAUGGCCUGCUGGAGCUGUAUCGAAUCGGAAGCGGAAAGGUGGACACAGUGGAACCGUCCUUACCCUUGACCGGUUCCCCGAACCUUAUCAAAAUGUCUGCCAAUGGAAAAUGGCUGAUCACUGGCACGUACAAUGGGACAUUCAUACUGUACUCGGUAGCGAUGGAGUACUGAAGGUUCGUAGUGACCUUUGAGUUUUUAAAAUCUAAAAACAAAUCAAAAAGUGUAUAAGGACGUUACAUACAGUGCUUCGAGCGGGAAUUCGGACACAUUGAAAUCCUGGACAAUUUUUGAUAGCUCAAGCCGUUUUUCGCAUACAGCGUUUCAGGAAUAAUAGCUGAACUGAUAGUCGAUGCCCAAGAGACAAAUAAAAGCAAAAAAAUAGCAAAACA
This is a messenger RNA of Anopheles stephensi (Asian malaria mosquito), 1855 nucleotides long. RefSeq lists its product as uncharacterized. Gene Ontology annotation, cellular component: ciliary plasm; cytoplasmic dynein complex. The record is from RefSeq and is a predicted model, not a curated record. NCBI's taxonomy places the organism in Eukaryota, Metazoa, Arthropoda, Insecta, Diptera, Culicidae. Gene Ontology annotation, molecular function: dynein heavy chain binding; dynein light chain binding. Bases 102 to 1637 code for a protein of 511 amino acids. Gene Ontology annotation, biological process: intraciliary transport. The transcript has 4 exons.